GGCGGGGGACGGCCUAAUUGGACAAACCUGAUCCUAAUUUGUCACAGGGCACUGAGCGCUCUUGGGUACAGUCUCAUACUGUACCUUCUGCUUCCACGCUUCUGCUGCAGCAAUUCCCAGUGUGUCCUGGCUGUCCCCUCGAUGACCACUGGAAACUCCAUUGUGGACUAUAUUUUUAUGGACCUGCUCUACUUGGGAGUCACAAGUCAAAACAUUGCAGCAGAAAUGAAAAUUGCUGCUUUCAACAUCCAGAGGUUUGGACUGACUAAAGUCUCCAAUCCAGAUGUGCUCUCAGCUCUUGUGAAGAUUGUGUCUCGAUAUGACAUCAUAGUCAUUCUGGAGGUGGUGGAUGUCAGCGGUACAGCGGUGGAACUGUUUGUAAAGGAACUUAACAGAGCCAACGCAAGCCAUCACUAUGCGCAACAGCUUAGUAGCCGACUUGGCAGGAACAGAUACAAGGAACAAUUCCUGUUCCUCUAUAGGGAUGACGUGGUUGACCUGGUGGACUGCUAUCAAUAUGAAGAUAACCAAGAGUGUGACAUGGAUGCUUUCGCCAGGGAGCCCUACAUUCUGCACUUCAAACCACACAACACAGUUAAAGGAAUAGCAGGUUUAACAAGUUCAGUCAAUCAUCGUCUUCAGUGCACAUGCACAGUGCUGAAGGAUAUAGUGCUGAUCCCAGUCCGCACCACACAAUGGGACACCGAGAAAGAGCUUGAUGAGCUGUAUGAUGUCUUCCUGGCAGUCAAAGCCAAAUGGAAAACUGAUAAUGUAAUGAUCCUUGGUGACUUCAACGCCGAUGGAAAAUUUGUUACUCACAAGGGAAUGAAGGAGCUUCGUAUUCGCAGUGACAAGAACUUCCACUGGCUGAUUGGUGAUGAUGUAGACACGACUUCCAACACAGCGAAUACACACACCUACGACAGGAUUGUUGUGUAUGGAGAUGAUGUGAUGGCAGCCAUUGUGCCACAGUCAGCCAAACCAUUCAAUUUUCACAGAGAGUUUUCAAUGACAGAAGAACUGGCACAGCAAGUCAGUGACCGCUACCCUGUAGAAGUGGAGCUGAGCAGUUCCCUUCCUUUCUGGAUGACAAAUCCCAUCCAAAGGCGUGAUGUGGAACACACACUGCAUGCCACAGUAAAUAAAGCCUUGUCAGUGAAUUUACAGGCUGACCUGUCGACACUGCAGAAGGAAAACCUCCUGCUGGAGAGGGAAAAACUCCAACUUCAAAUCUCUAUAUUAAAACAUCACCUUACCACACUCAGCAGAAAACAACCACAAUCAAACAAGCUUCACAAUCCUGAGAUCUUUUCCCAUUUGCCUUGAUGUAUUAAUAAUGCAAUAUACUGUACACAUAAGUUACUUUUAUGCAACUAAAACAUGUUGUAGUUGUUGAUGGCUAGUAAGUAAAGUAUACAAGUAACACCAUUUUUUUUUUUACAAUUUAAAGCAGUUUGUAGCUCUACUUUUUGGUAUUCCACAUAUUUCAUAUUUACAUUGAACAUGAAGAAAAGCAUUGAAAACAAAUGUUUACAUUUGAACUUUGUCUGGUUUUGGCAUUUUGUGAAUUUUGAGCAACACUUUUUCAGUCAUAUUAUAAAUGAUACUGCAAGUAGUUUUUGUUAUUGGCCUUACACACACUUUUUCUGCUUCCUGAUGCAUUUGUUGCAUCAACACAGUUACCAUUUUAUUAUAAAAACUAUUAGUAAUGUGUCCUCAUGUACACCAGAGGCCAUCAACCAAUCAACCUUUAUUUAUCAUCCCCUUACAUCAGUAUAUCUGAACCAAAGUACAAGAAAAGCGGAGCAUAAAAACAAGAGAACAAUAAAAUACAAUAAAA
This is a messenger RNA of Nerophis lumbriciformis (worm pipefish), 1840 nucleotides long. Its product is annotated as deoxyribonuclease-1-like. Gene Ontology annotation, biological process: DNA catabolic process. The record is from RefSeq and is a predicted model, not a curated record. NCBI's taxonomy places the organism in Eukaryota, Metazoa, Chordata, Actinopteri, Syngnathiformes, Syngnathidae. Gene Ontology annotation, cellular component: nucleus. Gene Ontology annotation, molecular function: DNA binding; deoxyribonuclease I activity.